Messenger RNA from Dendroctonus ponderosae (mountain pine beetle), 782 nucleotides. RefSeq names its product mitochondrial fission process protein 1. NCBI's taxonomy places the organism in Eukaryota, Metazoa, Arthropoda, Insecta, Coleoptera, Curculionidae. Gene Ontology annotation, cellular component: mitochondrion. The transcript is spliced from 3 exons. The coding region runs from base 171 to 632 and encodes 153 amino acids. The record is from RefSeq and is a predicted model, not a curated record. Gene Ontology annotation, biological process: mitochondrial fission.
AUACAAUGGAAUUAUCGGCUUUAACGAUUCAAAAGAGAAAACGUCCACCACACUGAGCGAACAUCGCGGCCUAACCAAAAUCACUCUCCCAGUCCCAACUAAAAAAUCUCCAAUUAGCGGCCGUUUUGUUCCAACACCAAUCGAAGCUCGUUUGACUGCUUGAAGCAAAAAUGACAGAAUCCAAAGACCUCUACAGGGACACUCCGGUAAGAUAUUUAGGCUACGCCAAUGAAGUAGGCGAAGCCUUUCGCUCCAUCAUUGGUAAGCGAUGGGUAAACGCCACUUAUGGAAUCGCCACCCUUUACGUUUUAGCCGACACACGCCAAAAGGGCAUCGACGCCUACAAGGCCUACGCUAACAAACCCGACUGCAAGGCCCGAGUGGCGUUUACCACUGCAGAUACUCUCAUUUGGCAGCUGUUGGCCUCAGUCGCCAUACCGGGAUUCACCAUUAACCGUGUUUGUGCUGCAGCCAACUAUGUGCUCAAAAAGAGCACAAACCUGCCAAAAAACACGCGAAAAUUGACCGUAACGGCCGUAGGCCUAUGCGCCAUUCCGUUCAUAAUCAAACCCAUUGAUCAAUGUGUCGAUCUGCUGUUGGAUCAAAGCUGGCGGAAAUUUAAACCGCAGUGACAGACGAAGUCUUAAAGGUCAGACUUAUGUCAUGAAGUCUUAAAGGUCAGACUUAUGUCAUGUUUGUCAUGUUGUCAUGUUGUCUGAUUUUGAGUACAAAUAUACAUGCUGGUUUGUGCCUUAUUUAGGGUGCCUGGCAAACUAACCAAA